Messenger RNA from Auanema sp. JU1783, 1041 nucleotides. NCBI's taxonomy places the organism in Eukaryota, Metazoa, Nematoda, Chromadorea, Rhabditida, Rhabditidae. The record is from the annotation of a GenBank genome assembly.
AUGGCUACUGAAUUGACUGAACUUGAACAACUUCUUAUUAAGUAUAUGAAACAUAUUUCAACAACUGGAAUCGAAGAAGGCUUAGCCAAAAGUAUAAAGUCUGAUUUGGGAAAAGAUGGAUGGUUGAUCACACAACAAUCUCUUCCAACAAAUGAAUCUCGCUUCAACCUUCUUGCUACUCAGUCAAGUCAAGAUAAAGUUCGUUUAAUUCUGAAUACUCAUCUGGAUACGGUUCCUCCAUACAUUCCACCAACAUUCGAUGACGAAAACAUCUAUGGAAGAGGAUCUAAUGAUGCGAAAGGUCAAUUAGUAUGUAUGAUCAUGGCAGCAAACGAAUUCAUCAAAAGACACCCCCAUUUGUCAGAUCAAAUAGGUCUAUUAUUCGUUGUUGGCGAAGAAGUCGAUCACGUGGGAAUGGAGGAAGCCAACCAUUUGGGUAUCAAUCCAGAGUAUCUCAUUGUGGGCGAACCGACUGAACUCAAAUUCGCUACCAUUCAGAAAGGAGCCUUAAAAGUUCUACUAAAAGCCAAUGGAGUGGCAGGUCACUCUGGUUAUCCCAAGUCUGGAGAAAGUGCUGUACACAAGCUCAUACCUGUUCUCAAUGAUGUGAUUAAUCAUAAAUGGCCAACCUCAGAGAAAAUUGGGGAUACCACGUACAAUAUUGGGCUCAUCAAAGGUGGCCAAGCCCAAAAUGCAUGGGCUGAAUCGGCUGAAGCCAAUAUUUUCUUCCGUGUGACCACAUCUGUUGAGGAUAUUAUGCAGCAACUGCAGAGUAUUGUCGGUGAUCGGGUGGAAAUCGAAGUGCUUGGAAGAAACUCACCUGUUAUCCUAAGCCCAAAUCCACUGGGCUAUCCAGAAGAAUCUGUUGCUUUCAAUACAGAUUUACCAUACUAUCACAAAAUCCGAGAGGUCAAAGGAAAGUAUUUAUUUGGUGGUGGUUCGAUCAAGAAUGCUCAUUCCGAUCAUGAGUUCAUGCCCAGAUCAGAGUUGGCAGAGUGCCAGAAAGUACUUGUUAAUUUGAUGGAAAAAUUGCUUCUUUAG